UUCCCUAAAUCAAGGCCAUGACUGCCCUGGAUUCUUUUACACUUCACAUCAGAUUGGCAGCUGACAUGCUUUGAGAGCUCGGAAAAUUCAACACGUUGUCAUUUGCUCAACAUGUCUAACACUGGCGACAAUUACGGGCAGUACACAGUGGGGUGGAUCUGCGCCAUCACUACCGAGUAUGUAGCGGCGCUCCAGUUCCUUGACAAGCAGCAUGGACAGCCGGAAUACUUGCCUCCGAACGAUGAGAACGAUUACACGUUGGGCGAAAUUGGGAAACACCAUGUCGUCGUCGCCGUCCUACCCGAGGGGUGCUAUGGCAUAGCUUCGGCGGCAAAGGUUGCAAGAGAUAUGAUGCACAGCUUUCCCAACUUGAGAAUCGGUUUGAUGGUGGGGAUAGGGGGCGGUGUGCCUAAUAAGAAACAUGAUAUACGCUUGGGCGACAUCGUGGUCAGCACCCCCCGCGAUGGGCACGGAGGUGUAUUCCAGUACGCCUUUGGCAAGUCUAUCCAAGACCAGCAAUUCCAGCCCACGGGCUUCUUGAAUGAGCCACCAGGUACCUUGCUAGCAGCGGUGGGCGGCCUCAAGGCGCAAUACAAGAGCGACGGUCAUGGACUGGACGAAGCAAUUAAGGCCAUACUCGACAAGAAGCCUCGACUCCGAAAGGAGUUUUCACGACCUCAUCCAAGCAACGACAGACUGUAUAAGCCUACGGUUGCCCACUCCAACGACGAGGCCGGAGCAAGCUGCGCAGACGUCUGUGGCAACGACCCGUCACGUUUACAGGAGCGACGCGAACGUGAAGAGUAUGAGGAUAAUCCGGCCAUCUUCUAUGGCCUGAUUGCUUCUGCCGAUCGGGUGAUGAAAGACGCCUUGAUUCGAGACCGGUUGACGGCCGAGAAAGACGUGCUAUGCUUCGAGAUGGAGGCGGCAGGCCUUAUGAAUCACUUCCCCUGCCUGGUGAUUCGCGGCAUUUGCGACUACGCGGACUCCCACAAGAACAAGGAGUGGCAGGGCUAUGCCGCCAUGGCGGCGUCGGCAUACGCCAGGGACCUUCUCUAUCGAAUCCCCGCCAACCGAUUGCAGAACGAAAGGAGGAUGGGCGAAAUCCUCUCGGAGUUGGAGAAGAAAGUCACGGUCAUGUCGGAUUUCGUCCGCGGACGGGAGCACGAUGACAUUCUCGACUGGCUCAGCCAGACCGACUACGGCCCCAAGCACGCCGACGUCCUGCGUAGAUGGGAAUCGGGGACUGGACAAUGGUUCCUGAACUCCCCGGAGUUCCUUGAGUGGCAAAAGGGAGACAAUAAGACGCUCUUGUGCCAUGGCUUUCCUGGAGCUGGGAAGACCACCAUCGCGGCCUUGGUCAUCGAAUGCCUUAGGACAACCUACCCGAAACCCCCAACAGAGAACGGCAAACAGAAAGACGAGAAAAUCGGCGUUGCGUUUAUGUAUUGUGAUUCGCAAAUGGAUAACCAGCCUCCGCAGGCCGUCCUGGCGACUCUGGUCAAACAGCUGGUCCAGCAGCUGGCUUCGAUCCCCGAGAUCGUAAAACGAUUCUAUGAGGACAACAAAAGCAGAGCUUCAUCUUCUCUCAGUACCAGCUCUUUCUUUGUAAUACUGCAAUCGGUGAUUUCAUCUUUCGCUCGGGUCUUCGUCGUCAUUGAUGCUCUCGACGAGUGCCAAAGUCGGAGCGAAAUCCUUGACAGUAUGGCGCGUGUUCAAUCCGAGGUUGGAGUAUAUCUCUUUGCGACAACAAGGCCCGAGAAGAACAUUCAUGAUGAAAUGAAGGACCUCUUUCGGAUUCACACGUUAUUUGAGAUUAGCGCCAGUGACCACGACGUGGAGAGAUACAUUGAUAAUCAUCUGUCAAGCCUUCCGCUGUUACGCAAUAAGAACCAGGAUCUGUCAAGCGAAGCCACGACCAAUAUCAUCGGGAAAAUCAAGAGCAAAAUCAUCCAAGCCGCAAAUGGAGUGUUUCUACUCGCCCGAUUUCAUCUAGAGGAACUUUCUGACAUGUAUACACCAAACGAAGUCGUCACCGCUCUGGAGGAAUUGCCGAUCGGAAAGAAUGCGCUGUCCGAAACGUAUGGUAAAACCAUCAACAGGAUCAGAAGGCAAAAGGGGCCGCGUUUGGUCCACCUCGCGGAAAGAGUGCUCUCGCUGCUCACCAUGGCCAAGAGGCUGCUAACCAUGCGAGAACUACGUGAUGCCCUUGCCGUGAAAAUUGGUGCACCCAUGCUGGACCCAGGCGAUGUUAUUACCGAUGACGUUAUGGAGCUUAUUGUUUCGGCUUGCGCGGGGCUCGUCACAGUCAAUACCGCCGUGGGCGUCGUACAGUUGCUUCACGAUACGACAAGGGAAUAUCUCAAAACCCAUAUGUUCUGCAUUACGCCUCCGCAAGAACCUGGACAUCCGGAGGAUCCGACGGCCUUCAAUCAAGACAAGAACCGCAGUGCUGUUGAUCGGGUCCAUAGGGGUAUGGCGCUCAUUUGUGUCACGUACCUCUCCUUUGACGUCUUCCAGAGCGGGCCCUGCAAAAAGGACGAGUUCCAACAGCGGCUGAUGUCGAAUCCACUCUAUGACUACGCCGCAUGUAACUGGGGCUUUCAUGCUCACGCCCUGGAGGCUUCCCGCAGCGAGGAAACUCUUGGCUUUCUCGAAAGUCAAGCCAAGGUGGAGGCCUCGAGCCAAGCGUUACUUGCCGGUGAAAGUGGAAACUUCCCGAGCCAAGUGACAGGACUGCACCUAGCUGCCUACUUCGGAUUGCGCGAAGCUCUGAACUGCUUGCUCCGUCGCCAGCACGAAGUAGACCCGAGGGACGGCAAGAGUCGAACGCCGCUUUCCUAUGCUGCAGAGCUUGGUCAUGAGAACGUGGUCGAACGACUGCUCGAGACGGGCAAAGUCAACCCAGACUUGGAAGACAACUCCGG
Molecule: messenger RNA, 2927 nt
Organism: Hyaloscypha bicolor E
Lineage: Eukaryota; Fungi; Ascomycota; Leotiomycetes; Helotiales; Hyaloscyphaceae
Product: purine and uridine phosphorylase
Exons: 3
Biological process (GO): nucleoside metabolic process
Molecular function (GO): catalytic activity; protein binding
Source: RefSeq, a predicted model, not a curated record